Messenger RNA from Colletotrichum truncatum, 549 nucleotides. RefSeq names its product ubiquitin-protein ligase Sel1. NCBI's taxonomy places the organism in Eukaryota, Fungi, Ascomycota, Sordariomycetes, Glomerellales, Glomerellaceae. The record is from RefSeq and is a predicted model, not a curated record.
AUGAGUGCAUACGCGAUGCUCGACGCCCGGCAGACUGUCGUCAACGCGAACGAGCUGCCUCCCGGUUGGGUCAUUCAGAAUGGUCGUGCUAUUCCAUGGUGGUAUAGUCGGACAGGAGUCAUCGUCAAGUGGUCCGUCUUUCUAGGCUUCACGACCCUCUUCGCCGCUUUCCUUAUCAUUGGUUACAUCCACGGCAAGAGGAGGCUGAAGAAGGGUCUCCUGCCCCUGGGUUACCACCGCUGGCUCUUCAGCAGGGCCCAGCUCGCCCGUGUCGACAGCCGUUACGCCUGGCCGCAAGCGACGUACAACAACUACCGCCCGGACUACUACAACCAGCAGCAGGGCGGCUACUACGGAAUGCAGGGCAUGCCGCCGCCGACAUACGACCCCAACGCCGCAAGACCGCCCAUGUAUGCACCCCCCGAUGGAGGAUCCAAGGUCGACCCCUCGCAGGAGUACGGCGUCACCCCGCCUGCCGGCCCCCCUCCGCCGCCGGCUGCUGUCGCGGCCAAUCAUACCGGCCAGACGUACCCUUACAGAGCGCAGUGA